AUGAUGUUCAGUGUUUUAAAAAUAGUUUUUACUGUAAACAAUGAUGGUCUGCUCGAUUCAAAUAACUUCCCCUCUGGAGAAAAGUAUGUAUAUUUUAUCUGUUAUCAGUAAACAUUAGAUUAGAUAUCACAAGUGAUUAAUUUGAAAUAUAUUCAGAUUUCCUUACAUUUAAUGAAAUUGUUAUUAUUUAAACGAUUACGCAAUUAAUUUUAUUUGAAAUAGAAAUUUUCAUUAAAUACAAAAUCACUAAAUAUACUUUGCAACAAUCUUUGCAAAAUCAAAUAUUAUUGAAUGUAUAAAAAUGAUGUUACAUGCCUGUAAGGGAUUCAUUAGGUAUUUAUUUUUAUUUUCAUGUAACCAUCUAAAGAUGCUGGUAACGCAAAGGCUUUCUAAAAUUAUUAAUAAAAAAACAUACGCAUACAAAAGUGUUAGUAUACUUUAUUAUAUACAUUCCCCAUACUUGAGGAUAUAUUGGCUUCAAUGGGUAUAUUCACCGUCUGCAAGCAACAAAGGGAAAAAUUUUUAAAAAUAGUUCGAUUUGACCUUCAAAAUGUUGGAAAUAUUUGCACGUGUGUAGCUAGGGUUUAUCGGUUAAUCUCUUGCGUUGGCAACUAGUUCACGGACCAUAACGAGUAACCAAACCGUAUAUAAUAAUUCGUCGCUUUCUUUUCAUCAAACUCGUACAAUAUCACUGAAUAGAAAUUAUUACUAAGAAGUAACAAAUUUAUUAUUUGCUUUGCUUGGGUUAUAUUUAAAUAUAUUUAAAAUUAGAGAAAAUAUUGCAAUUUUGGAAGAAAAAAAUUCUCGAUGUGUGUUGCACGUUAUUCCAGCGCAAGAGGUUAAAGACUUCAAGAAAGAUCGUCCCGGGUACGUUGCUCGUGGGCGACUAACAACACGUGUACAUGUACGUACGCUGUUUGGGGGCUGAAGUAGCACGCGGUUCCCGCGUGUGUGUCGCGUGCAUACCGCGUGAUGCCUGAUACGUGUUGCGUGAUACGUAGGCGCACCUCUCUUUUUGUCCCACCGAGAAUAAAUCGAGAAUCGAGAGGAUCCUUUAUGCAGCUUACUUCUGCAUCUGAUAUAUACAAAUAUAUCUCAAUAUCGUGGCGGGAACGUACGCGUUUCCACCGCUAUGCGGCGCCACUAUUCGCCAGAAUUCAGAAUCGAUAUUUCUGUCGCAAAUCUCGAAACAAACGAUUCGAACGAUUUCGAUAUCGAAAUCUUUAGUCGAUAUUGACCGAUGACACAAUCACAGUCGAAUUUUCAAGUUAUACUUUCGUUAUUUCGUCAGAAUAAUGUCUUAUUUAUAACGAGAAGGAGAAUCGAGACGUUGGACGAAUGAAAUCUCGUAUAACGUGUUAUUAUAGAUGCUCUAAUGUGGAUUGUUUGGCGGUGUUAUUGCACUGUGUUUUGACAUAGGAAACGACAUUCGUAUUUAUUAAUACAGUUCUUAUCAUGUUGCAGCGUCACAAUGUCACGCCUUACGCUAAAGGAGUCGCCGAAUGCAGCCUUAGACAAAACCUUGUUAAAUAAGUAUCUCGACCUGCCUCAACCAGAAAAUCAAAUUCAGGCGAAAUACAUCUGGAUCGAUGGCACCGGUGAGGGUUUGCGAUGCAAGACCAGGACAGUAGAAUUCGUACCGAAACAUCCGUCAGGUCAGUAUUUCCUUACACUUAUGAAAAGAACUGCCGAUAUGGACGUACGAUGGAAGCUCGACGUACCAAGCGGAUGGCGCUAACAGCGAGAUUUAUAUUUGCCCGGUGGCGAUCUACAAUGAUCCAUUCCGUCGUGGAAACAACAAGCUAGUGCUUUGUGAUACCUACUACAGUGAUAUGACCCCGACUACGACAAACAAACGUCUCAAAUGUAACGAGGCUAUGGAAGCCAUUAAGGAUCAAGAUCCAUGGUUUGGAAUUGAACAGGAGUACACGUUCCUUGACUUUGAUGGCAGGCCGUAUGGCUGGCCGAAAAAUGGUUUCCCCAGCCCUCAGGGGCCGUAUUAUUGCGGCGUAGGCGCCAACAAAGUAUACGGUCGCGAAAUCGUCGAAGCGCAUUAUCGAGCUUGCCUUUACGCUGGCGUAAAGAUCGCAGGCACUAAUGCGGAAGUUAUGCCCUCGCAAUGGGAAUUCCAGGUUGGCCCGUGUAGCGGAAUAUCGGCCGGGGAUGAUUUAUGGGUCGCCAGAUUUAUUCUUCAUCAUGUGGCCGAGGAAUAUGGCGUGAUCGUUACUUUAGACCCGAAGCCCGUGGAGGGCUCGUGGAAUGGUGCCGGUGCGCACACGAACUUCUCGACGAAAGCGAUGCGUGCCGAGAACGGUAUUGCCGAGAUUGAGAAAGCGAUCGACAAAUUGAGCAAACAGCAUCUCAGGCACAUCCAGGCGUACGACCCACGCGGAGGGAAGGACAACGAGCGUCGUUUGACAGGGAAAUGCGAGACCAGCAACAUACACGAUUUCAGUGCCGGCGUGGCCAAUCGUAACGUCAGUAUCCGUAUUCCUCGAGGUGUUGCUGAGAGUAAGAGGGGUUAUUUCGAGGAUAGAAGACCCAGCAGCAAUUGUGACCCGUACUCGGUGUGCAACGCAUUGAAGAAGAAGAAGUGUAAUACCUCUUUCGGUACCUGAAAAAACUGAAGGUGCCAUGAUUGUAUGUCGUUAUGAUACGGCUGUUAAUCACGAAAUUUCAUAUAGGCACGACAAAUUAGAAAGUUGA
Heterotrigona itama is the source of this 2706-nucleotide messenger RNA. Lineage: Eukaryota; Metazoa; Arthropoda; Insecta; Hymenoptera; Apidae. The record is from the annotation of a GenBank genome assembly.